AUGAUAAUACGACGCUCUGUUCUUUUUGCCGCGGCUGUGGCGUGUCUGGCGUGUUAUUUCUAUGGAAUUCUUUUCACCAUGGUGUUAUUGAUCCUCUACGCCUAUUUGGCGAACAAAAUAUUUGAAGUAUAUAUGAUGGCUGGGCCGAAAACAUCGCGACAGGUGCCACCCUCACCAAUUGCAUACUGUCAACAACUCUCAGCGGUGCAGCUAAGUAAAGCGUACCGUUCGGGUGAAUUGAGUUGUGAGCAUGUUGUGCGGACGUACAUUGAGCAUAUCAAGCGUGUCAAUCCGUAUAUUAAUGCUAUGGUAUUUGAGUGCUUUGACGAGGCCAUUGAGGCGGCGGUGGAGGCCGAUGCCGUGUGGGCGGCGUGGCGCGCCGACCGCUCGAGGCCGGCACCGAGUUGGCUACUUGGUGUGCCGUGCACCAUCAAGGAGUGUAUGUCCGUCAGAGGCUGCCCAAACACCAGCGGUCAUCCAAAAAGGCGUCACAUCAUCGCCAAGAAUGAUAGUCCCGUGGUGAAGAACUUCCGUGACUCUGGCGCCAUCAUUCUUGGUGUCACCAACACAAGUGAACUCUGUAUGUGGUAUGAGAGUUCAAAUUAUGUUUACGGUAUCUCAUGUAAUCCGUACGAUACUCGCUGUCUGGUGGGUGGAAGCAGCGGAGGUGAGGGAGCAGCCGCCGGGGCUGUCUUUUCAACGUUUAGUCUCGGCAGUGACAUUGGCGGUUCCAUACGUAUGCCGGCACUCUUUAACGGUGUAUUUGGCCACAAGGCAAGUCCGCACUAUAUAUCCAACCGUGGGCAGCAUCCGGCACCCAAGACGGCCGCAAAUCACUACAUGACGACGGGCCCUAUUUGUCGUUUUGCGGAAGACAUUGCCCCGCUGUGCCAUGUGGCCGCACGCGGUGGGUUUCUUGAGGAUCCGAGGUUGUACCCUCCACGACCGCCGCUUCGUGAUAUUCCAAAGAUUGGAGGGGGAAAGCCUCUUCGUGUCUUCGCAUUGGAGGACUUUGGCAUCAACGGGGUUCACACUUCUUCAUCGCAGCUUGCGGCGGUGGAACUGGCAGCUCAAUGCUUGGAGAGAGAAUACGGGGCCAAAGUCGUGUACGUCAAUCUCCGCGACCGAAGCCGUUGCUCAGGCGGGGCGGUCCCGGCUGCAUUUAAGCCGUUUUCAGAUACCUUUGCCAUGUGGAUCAAUGUGCUCAUGUCGGAUCCGACGGAGGUCAAGUUUACCGCGCUGAUGGGGGAGGGGUCCCCGAGUUUUAAUGUUUUCUGGGAGCUGCUGCGGUGGCUUGUGCGUCGUUCGCAGCACACGCUUCCCGCGCUGUUACUCUGCAUAAUGGAGGCCAUGGACCAGAAUUUCCCGAAAAAUAUGGGGAUGCCUUCCCCGAAGUUCGAUAUCUCCUCCUUUAAGCGAUCGCUAGAGGAUCUGUUGGGCGACGAUGGUGUCAUUCUGGCGCCAACGUUUCCCCGACCUGCCCCACAUCACCAUACGCCGCUGCUGACGCCACUGGAGUUUCAAUACACCGCUGCAUUCAACGUGCUGCAGAUGCCAGCCACGGCCGUUCCCAUUUGGACAGCGGACCUGCGCGACGCCGCCACAACCGUGACGCCUGCUGAAGUGCGGGAGCGGCGGCUGCCGCUGGAUUAUCACCUGCCAAAAGGGGUGCAGAUUGUCUCGCGUGAGAUCAACGACGAGCUCAGCAUUGGUGUGGCGAUUGCACUGGAGAAAUCACUCGGCGGCUACAGGUACCCCGGCUGGGCCGUGCUGGAGGAGCAUGCACGCAGGAGGGCAUAG
This is a messenger RNA of Trypanosoma cruzi, 1800 nucleotides long. RefSeq lists its product as uncharacterized. Bases 1 to 1800 code for a protein of 599 amino acids. The transcript has a single exon. NCBI's taxonomy places the organism in Eukaryota, Euglenozoa, Kinetoplastea, Trypanosomatida, Trypanosomatidae. The record is from RefSeq and is a predicted model, not a curated record.